Molecule: messenger RNA, 5100 nt
Organism: Ochotona curzoniae (black-lipped pika)
Lineage: Eukaryota; Metazoa; Chordata; Mammalia; Lagomorpha; Ochotonidae
Gene: MTDH
Product: metadherin
Exons: 13
Coding region: 360-2186 (608 amino acids)
Biological process (GO): negative regulation of apoptotic process; positive regulation of canonical NF-kappaB signal transduction; regulation of transcription by RNA polymerase II
Cellular component (GO): nucleus
Molecular function (GO): NF-kappaB binding; transcription coregulator activity
Source: RefSeq, a predicted model, not a curated record
CGGUGUGGCUCGUUCGCGCCGCAGCCGCCAUUGUUCCGCCCAGGGAGGACAGCGGGUCCUGGCGCUGGCGCUGGCGCCGAGACGCCGCUUAGCGGCCGGCACUGGAGACGCUCGCUGCCGUCUCCCCAUCUCGUGGCGGCGGCGAAGAGGAGACUGACUUGGGGGAACCCGGGAGCCCCCUCUGCCCUCCCCGCGGCGGCAGCGGCCGAUCCCUGGCUGCGGCGCGAGGGGCGGCCGCGAUGCGCUCGGCGGCCUGAGGCUCUCCGGCCGGUGCCUUCCUCGCUUCCCCCUCGACUCUUCCAACGGCGUCCCUGCGCGCCCCGGCGUCAUCCUGCAAGUCCCUCUGCCAGGGAGGGAAGAUGGCUGCACGGAGCUGGCAGGACGAGCUGGCCCAGCAGGCCGAGGAGGGCUCGGCCCGGCUACGGGAAAUGCUCUCGGCCGCCGUCGGCUUCCUGCGCACCGAACUGGGCCUCGACCUGGGCCUGGAGCCCAAGCGGUACCCGGGCUGGGUGAUCCUGGUGGGCACGGGCGCGCUCGGGCUGCUGCUGCUCCUGCUGCUGGGCUACGGCUGGGCCGCGGCUUGCGCGGGCGCCCGCAAGAAGCGGAGGAACCCGCCCCGCAAGCGGGAGGAGGCGACGGCCACGCCGGCCUCGACCCCUGACGACCCCGCCUCGCUCAAGAACCUCAAAGGCGAGGAGCCCAAGAAGAAGAACCGGAAGAAACUGCCCGAGAAGCCCAAACCAAAUGGACGGACUGUUGACGUGGCUGAGGAUGACGUGGUCCGCACUCCUCGAAGUGUAACAGCAAAACAGCCGCCAGAGACAGACAAGAAAAAUGAGAAGUCAAAGAAAAAUAAGAAGAAAUCAAAGUCAGAUGCUAAAGCAGUGCAAAACAGUUCUCGCCAUGAUGGAAAGGAAGUUGAUGAAGGAGCCUGGGAAACUAAAAUUAGUCACAGAGAGAAACGACAGCAGCGUAAACGUGAUAAAGUGGUGACUGAUUCUGGUUCAUUGGAUUCAACUAUCCCUGGGAUAGAAAAUACCAUCACAGUUCCCACCGAGCAACUUACAACUGCAUCAUUUCCUGUUGGUUCCAAGAAGAAUAAAGGUGAUUCUCAUCUAAAUGUUCAAGUUAGCAACUUUAAGUCUGGAAAAGGAGAUUCCACACUUCAGGUUUCUUCAGGGUUGAAUGAAAACCUCACUGUCAAUGGAGGAGGCUGGAAUGAAAAGUCUGUAAAACUUUCCUCACAGAUGAGUGCAGGUGAGGAGAAGUGGAAUUCUGUUCCAUCUGCUACUGCAGGCAAGAGGAAAGCUGAGCCAUCUGCUUGGAAUCAGGACCCUGGAGAUAACAGUACAAAUGGAAAAGACUGGGGAAGGAACUGGAGUGAACGUUCAAUAUUUUCUGGCAUUGCUGCUUGGUCUAGUGUGGAUAGGGGGAUGAAUACUUCUGAACAGAAUUCUGCUUCUUUUGCAUCUCUCACACUUAACUCUGCUGUUUCUGGGUCAGCCGCUGAGCCAGGUCCUCAGUCUGCUGCUUCUGAUUAUCAGUGGGAUAUUAGCCGUAAUCAACCCUAUGUCGACGAUGAAUGGUCUGGGUUAAAUGGUCUGUCCUCUGCUGAUCCCAGCUCUGAUUGGAAUGCACCAGCAGAAGAAUGGGGGAACUGGGUAGAUGAAGAAAGAGCUUCACUUCUGAAGUCCCAAGAGGCAGUUCCUGAUGAUCAAAAGAUUUCAGAUGAUGAUAAAGAAAAGGGAGAGGGAGCUCUUCCAUCUGGGAAAUCUAAAAAGAAAAAAAAGAAAAAGAAGAAGCAAGGUGAAGAGAACUCUCCUGCACAGGACACAGAAGAAUUAGAAAAAGAAAUCAGAGAAGAGCUUCCAGUGAAUACCUCGAAAUCCCGUCCGAAACAGGAAAAAGCUUUUUCCUCAAAGACCAUAAGCACUAGUGAUGCACCUGAAGUACUCCUCAAAAACAGCCAGCCUAUCAAGACUCUUCCACCUGCUGUUUCUGCCGAGCCAUCUGUUAGCUUAUCAACAAAUGAUUCUGACAAGAGUUCUUCCCAAGUGCCAGAGACAGAUAAAUCCAAGUCAAACACCAAGCAAAACAGUGUGCCUCCUUCUCAGACCAAGUCUGAAACUAACUGGGAAUCUCCCAAACAAAUAAAAAAGAAGAAAAAAGCCAGGCGGGAAACGUGAUUUUUUUUUUUCCUAUAUUGGACACGUGUUUGCAAACACUGUCUUGAAGAUUAUGCUGUUUAUGCAAUAAUUUGUGAACAUGUACAGAGUUUUAUAUAAAUUUAAACCAGUUUUUAAAACAAAACUGUGAACACAACCACCGUAAAAAUGGAAUCAAAGCAAAGCUAAUUUAUGAAAUUAAGAGGUCAUCAGAAUAUUUUACACACAGUGCUUGAAGACACUUGGGAAGGUCUUUCCAUUGAACAAGAGCGAUCUUAAUUUAAGAAUAUUAUCCUGGUUUUACAACAGUGCCCUGUUUACAACGGAUUGUGCCCUGGCUCCUCUGCAGCUGAGAAAUAACGGAUUCUGAUUAGAGAAAGGAUCGCCUUCAAAUGGCAGGCGACUCCUUGGAUCUUAUGCACGAACUUAUACCAUUUGAAUCUGUUUUAUGCUUAAAUCAAAGUGCUUUGAUCAAAUGCAUAAUCUGCCAUAUCUUUACAUAUUUGUUGGUAGCAAUUUGUAUUAAAAGAAUCACAAGUGCAAAUAAAAAGUCAUGUAUCAUUUAUUUAACUAAACUGUCAUGGUUUAGUUUGCAGUUUUUAAUUCAAGAGGUUGAAAAUGCAGUUGACACUUGUAUGACUUAUGAAGUUAUUUUUGAUAGUUUUGCGUUACUUGAAUUGUUCAAAGUAGAGUAUGUUUUAAGAAAGGUAAACUAUGUAUUUCUUUUAUAUACAUUUAAGGUUCAGACUCUUAAAAUAAUGCUAUUGUUGAUGAUUUGAAAACUUUCAGGCAAAAUUCAACUUACGUUUUUCCUUUCCCUAGCAAUUGCUUUUUUCCAGCAUCAUCUCUCAGUUCCUAGUAACUUUUUUUACUGUAAAAUUGAAGUCAUUCACAAACUUUGAGUCUAUGAUGGAGAAUGAAACCUAGAGUCAGACAGCUUUAAUUGACAUUGUCAAGACCUCCAGUUAUCAGGAAGACAUUUUUUUACUGCCUUAACCUGUAGUACAUAGAAUAUGCAUCAAUUCUUGAAGAGGAUUUGUGUUUUUAUAAGAAUUUUCAUGUAAUUAUUGCAAUUGUGGUCAAAUAAGGAACGUUUCCUGCUUGAACUGUAUUGAUUUACAUGACAUGUGAGAUGUUCCACCAUUUUCAGGCACUGUGUAAUUCUAUUGUAAUAACCUGGCAGGUAUCUUUGUAACUAUAAAUAGUGCAUGCUCAGCCAUGUACACUGUAAAUAGCCUUUACCAAACGUGUUUGACAAGGACCAUAAUUAACAUCACUUAGUGACUUGUGGUAAAGAGAAAAGCCAUGAUUUAUUUGAUGUGAUUGGCUUACCUGUUUAUACGUGGCGCCAAGAAUGGACCUGUUAACAGCUGUAACCAAUGGUACUGAUCUUCCUUUCCAGCGUUGUCUCUACUUGAUUGUGGUAUUGCAUUGUCAGACUUAGGAAAGCUACAGACACAGAAUGGUUUAGUUUUUCUGAAGACGGGCCUUAUUCAUGGACGGCUUUCCUAUCAAGUGGUUAACUUUUAUCAGGUGUUAACAUCUGUUUCAGGAACGUGACAGUAUGUUUACAUGUCAGAGGUUUUGUUUAAUUUUAUGGAAUUUUUAAAUCAGUUUGUUUAAAUAAAUUCAGCAAAUGGAUAGUAUUGUUUUAUUGGCUUCAAUACAGGGGAAAAUGAUAGCUGGAGUGCCAGGAAAGAAUGUCUUCAAAGGAUUUCAUUCUGGUAGCUUUAUAUAGAUGCUUCUUAAAUAGAUCUGAGGAUCCCUGAGUUGGGAAGGUAUCACAAAGGAGAAUUUAAUAAAAUUCUGUGAUUUUAGAAUGUGCCAAAAGAUUUAUGAUCAGAAAUUGAAUUGAACUCUCUCAACUCUACCUCACCAUUUCUUUAUGUUCAGAUUCUGUCAGCUGUAUUCCUCCAGCUUGGUUAGCUCCCCAUUCAGCCACCUGUGCCAGGUGUGCAUGACAGCGUGGUUUCAGGAAAGCUGUGUUGUGGGGAUGGAGAAGCACAUUGCUGAAUCUGGGGUGGAUCCAGAAAGGUGGUGUCGCUGUCCCUGGCUCAAAGCUAAGGAGGGCGUGGAUUAUUUCCAGAGGUGGCAGCUAUAUGAGUGAUAAAAUUAGUCCCAUUCCCUUUUCCAUGCUUGAGAUAACAAAACUCUUGAACAAUUCUGAACCAUUCCUCAUUCUUCAGGAAUCUUUCUGUAACAUCAAAGCAGUUUCUGACAUCUGCCAGAGGACCUACCUCUUUCCCUCCUCUCGGAAGGCACCGUGCUGUGCUGACAUAGCCAGGGGCUGACUGACCCUUCACACUGUGUCGGGCCUGGGAGAGGGACCUUGUUACUGUUUAUUAGCAAGCCUUCUAGAGGAACCACUCAGAAGGGAGGCUGCUGAACCUUGGCUGUCUUCCACAUGCUUGGUGAAAACCCUGCCCCGCGCUGAAGUGGGAUAUGCUGGUUGAAGAGAUCUCCAGACUGGAAUCCUACCUUCUUGUAUGCUGUAUUGAACAAAACAACAGUUGAGAGAGUCCAAAAAAAAAAUAGAAAAAAGGCAUUGAAUGAAAAUGUGAUUCCUGUAAUUUCAUGUUUACUUUGUGCAUGCGUUUUUCUGGGAAAGGGAAGUCAAAGUAAUUGACCCAGCUCAGCAGGUAUUAUUUAUUUCAUAGGUGAAUCCGAUUUGUAUUUACCUUAAAGUUACCGAAGGGCAAUAUUUAACAACAGAGCUUAGUUUUUCGUAAAUAAAACAGCCCUCUAUUAAAACAGCGUGAAAUAUCUCAAAAUUUAGAAUUUAGUUUUUAAGAUGUCUAAUAGAUGUCUUAAGAUCUUCCUGUAAACUCAUUGCACAAACUGGAAUUACUUUCCAAGGACUUAGGGAAUGCAAAGAUGUUCUUUGUAAGAUGCAUUGAAUAUUGUAAAUAAAACAAACCAUUUUUGUUUUGUUUAA